UGUUAUAACUCAUAUUUGCUUAACAUGCGUUCACCUUCACUAUUUUCACCAUAGAAGCAAUCUAGAUAUGAAAAAUCAAAUAGUUCAACUGGAUUUGCUACAUUCUAAGCCACUAAUUAAAUGAACACAAAACAAUUGGCUGAUUACAGAAGGGAUGUUAGAACAAAUGUCUCAUCAAGAGAACCCUUUGCUUAACCACAAGAAAAGUCCUCUUCUUUAUUUGCCUCUUGGAGCAAAGCUGAGAGAGUCGUAUUGUAUUUAUAUAUGUUUACAUCAUUAUAGAGAGCAAUAGAAAGUCAGUAGGAAAUCACCAAAAAAGUCAAAACUACUUGGAGGUUUAAAUUAUGAAGAAAUAUUUACUAAUAAAGGACCAUAAACAAAACAAAAUAAAGAUAAAGUUGAAUAAUUGUUUAAGAGAUCACCAAGAAAUGAUUACUUCGAUAAUUCAUUUACAUCCUUCCCUAAACCAGCAAGAUAGAAUACUCUUGGAUCAGGAUAUAAAGAUUCCCCUUAAAAAUCAAAAGAAAAACUAGAAAGAUUCAAAAACUGGGACAAUCGUCUAGAUGUCUAAUUGAUUCUCUAAAAUAAGUCAAUCACAAAUAAAAUUUCUUCAACUGGAGACAAACCAGGCUUUUAUAAAUAUGUCAAUGAAACUUAAAAAGGAUUGUUUGAUAACAAUCAAUCUAAUUUUCUUUAUUCUAAAAGUAAUAAGAAUACUCUUUUUGAUAAUAAAUAAUCCUUCUCCUUUAAGGAUACAUUCAAUCCUCCUAAAUAACAAACAUUUCAAAGAAAUCACUCUCCUCAAUUAUCAAAUAGAUAUGUUGAGAAGUUCCCCUUAACCGAUAUCGUACGAAUGACAUCCCAUUUCCAAUCUCUAUCAACUUAAGAAGUCACUUCAAUCCCAAGAGGGUAUUAAAUCAAUAAUUAUAUUUAGAUACAUAUCCGAGCUAAAUAAUUUGGCUGAUAUUUUAUAAAGAGUUGUCAAGAGAUCAAACAAUAUUAGUUGAGAUAUAAUUUUAUAUUUACUGC
Paramecium octaurelia is the source of this 1029-nucleotide messenger RNA. Lineage: Eukaryota; Ciliophora; Oligohymenophorea; Peniculida; Parameciidae. The record is from the annotation of a GenBank genome assembly.